AUGGUCAGGACAAAGAACAAAAAAAAAACGGUCAAUCCCAACAACGGCGCUGUGAUGUCUAGACAGUCACCGCUACCUCGUGGCACACCGCCAUCCGGACCACGUCGUGUGUCCGGACGUGGUGCGGCAGCCGGCGAUUCAUAUCGUCCUCGUGCAGGUGGAGAUCUAGUCUCCAGAAGUGGCCAGAGACAGCAAGAAUAUCCAUAUCAAGGAAGUUCCGACAACACUUACCGACCUAAUUAUGAUCGAAGGUCUCUAUCUCCACGGGCUAACCCUUAUCACUCACCGCAUGAAGAUUUUCGUCGAGAUCCACCUUAUAGAUUUGGGUCCGGAAAUAAUUUCGGUAGCCGUGAAGAUAAUUUCAGCUUCCGCUACGACGCACCACCCGGAACUCAAUUUCGAAAUCCUGACCGUCAACCCAACGCUGAGACCCGAAAUAAUCCACAGGGUCCAGCGAGACAGAGUAACAAUAGCAAGAGUUCAAGCCGUGGUGGGUACGCAUAUGCUGGCCGUGCUUCACGCGUAGCUUCAGAUAGAGAGUUUCUCCGCGCCAAUAGGGCACCUACGCCAGAGCUGCUGUCGGGAAUGGACGCUGACUCUGGUAAUGCCGUUAAGUACUUGCCUCUCGAAGAUCUUUCAGAUAGCGAUGAGGCUGAAAUGGAAGUUUCCGGUAAUGAAAUUGCGGGUCCUGAACGUAAAAAACUCCGUACAUCUGAUAAAGUUGAUGACAAUAUUCCUCUCUGGUCACAACGUGACAGUUUUGUCGAGACUAAUGAUGAAGAAUCGCACGGAACUUGUAAGAUUGAAAUUACCUCGCAGGAAAAUAAUCGUGACGAGAUGAAUAUAAAAUCUCACCUCCAAGAUAAAAAGGACGGUGACAGUGUUCCUCGUUGGUCUAAUCCUGACCCGUACACAGCUCUCCCUCCACCGGAUGAAUCUCAAAGAAAGAAAAAAGAUGUUGUGAAGCUGAUUCGCAAAGCUCGCAUCAAUUCUGAUAACUCUAAUAAGCCAGAGGCUCCUACUGACGAUUUUAUUUCGUUUGACUGUGGAGACGAAGAAAAUAUUCUACCACCAAUUACCUUACCUGAAAUUCCUCUUGGGCCCCGAAACAGCAAACCCAAGGAUGAAAGGCAUGAAAUUAAUCAAAAAUCUAAUCGAAACCCAUUAGCGAGUUCCAAUUCCAUUCUCACUUCUGACAUAACAUCACGACAGAUAGAAUCUAAAAAUAACCUGUCUCUCCCAGAAAAGCCAAAGUUGGCUGAAAUCGUAGAAAGAAAAAACCCACGUAUCGAUCUGACACCUAACACAGAUCUUGGCUCCAGAAAGCGUAACGCUAAUGAUGAGAUCAAACAGCCACCUAUAAUCCAUCAGAAAGGAAUUCAACCAGCCCCUGAUGGUCGGAUACUAAGUUCUUGGCUCUCUAAAGAUAGUGUAACUAACUGUCCAUGGAUCCUAGAUCACUCGUUGACGUCUAACAUGGGACUGUGGCUACACAAGGAGAUAGUAGACUUUUAUCACUAUGUCAAACCAAAAUUCUUUGAAAAAACUGUCCGAGGGAAUCUGGUUGACGAUCUACGACGUAGAGUGAAGAACUUUGAUAGAACUGCCGACAUUAUUCCGUUUGGAUCGUUUCCCGCCGGCUUAUAUCUUCCAACUGCAGACUUAGACCUUGUUAUGGUAUCUGAUCGUUUCAUGCAAGGUGGUCCUCCAAAAUUUGGUAGUAGUCCCAUGCAGGUUCGAAAAUUUGCCUAUUUUCUCGAGCAAGAGCGUGUCGUCCUUAAGGGAUCACAAGAGUGUGUCGUUAAAGCAAAGGUACCUCUCGUAAAGUAUGUUGAUAAUAUUACUGGUCUAAAAGUGGACAUAUCGUUCGAGAAUACUACAGGCUUAGUUGCCAAUAAAACAUUUCAAUGUUGGCGAGAGACAUUCCCUGCCAUGCCCAUCCUUGUUACUGUCAUUAAACAGUUUCUUGCCAUGAGAGGCCUUAAUGAGCCAGUAAAUGGCGGCAUUGGCGGGUUCUCAGUUGCAUGUCUCGUUGUAAGUCUUUUACAACAAAUGCCUCAGGUCCAAAGCCGAUCAAUGAUCCCAGAGCAUCAUCUUGGGGAAAUACUUAUGGAGUUCUUUGACUUAUAUGGUAACCGUUUCAAUACUAUGACUACUGCCAUAUCUGUAAAUCCAGCAGGGUAUUUUAACAAAUCUGAGCUUAAUAUUACGUAUAACAAACCAAUGGACAAAUUCUCCAUCAUUGAUCCUAACAACCCUGCCAACGACAUAGCUGGUGGCUCGAGAAAUUCAGUCACAAUCAAACGUGCAUUUCAACACGCUUACAGCGAUUUACAACGGAGAAUGGGUGAGUUGCAGUAUCUUGAUCCGAGCAAACGUCGCCUCAAAAGCGUGCUCAGCUGUAUUAUUGGCGGUAAUUACAAUUCUUUCAAAUUACAACGAGAACAUCUCGCCCAUGUACAUGAGAAAAAAAUCGGGACUACCAAGAAUUCCGGAUAG
Blumeria graminis f. sp. triticale is the source of this 2499-nucleotide messenger RNA. The record is from the annotation of a GenBank genome assembly. Lineage: Eukaryota; Fungi; Ascomycota; Leotiomycetes; Helotiales; Erysiphaceae.